Messenger RNA from Exophiala dermatitidis NIH/UT8656, 528 nucleotides. RefSeq lists its product as uncharacterized. The coding region runs from base 1 to 528 and encodes 175 amino acids. NCBI's taxonomy places the organism in Eukaryota, Fungi, Ascomycota, Eurotiomycetes, Chaetothyriales, Herpotrichiellaceae. The transcript has a single exon. The record is from RefSeq and is a predicted model, not a curated record.
AUGGCCGCAGUCUCUGCUCAAGCCAGUUCCAAUGGGCAGUCGGCCAUCACCGGCGGCGGUGUGGAUGAUAGUACACUUUCCAUCUCAGAUGUCCUUCCUCAAACCCGCAAAAUCAACAUUUUCGCGUCCCUGACCCGCGAUGUUUCUACGGUGACUGGUCGCCUAGAAUCCACCAAACCCGAAGAUAAUACCACGCUUCUUGCGCCGCUGAAUAGCGUGAUGCAAGCGCUUCCUCGAAAGCCCUGGGAAGAUCGGCCAGAUGAUAAUUCGGGCGUGUCGGCUGAAAGGAACGAAGACAAAGCCGCGCAAAAUCUGAAGCGGUUCGUGGAAGAACAUGUGGUACCGACCAGUCCCUGGAAAAGAGGACCCGAAGGGAAGAUCAAGACGUUGGGCGGUCAAGAACUAUGGUGGGAUGAACAAGACGGUCACAAGGUAAUCAAGCCAGGCAAUUUGAUUGUGGACGGAAUCGUCGGACGCGUCGGGAAUGGCGAAGUUUGGGCAAUCAGAGGCGUGGUGAACUAUGCAUAG